Monascus purpureus is the source of this 1085-nucleotide messenger RNA. Lineage: Eukaryota; Fungi; Ascomycota; Eurotiomycetes; Eurotiales; Aspergillaceae. The record is from the annotation of a GenBank genome assembly.
AUACAUUACGCGGCCUGUAGCCUUUGCAUCCGGUUGCCAUGCCUGGAAUCGACGUCGAGGCUCCCAGAAGCCAGAUUGCCGUGCGUGACGGCCCUCUUCUUCCCGGAGAUAUCGCCCUCCUCACCCCAUCGCACCCGGACGAGCCCCUGGAUGUCCUGCGUGCCCGCUACGAAAGGGAUGGUAUGCUGUUCCUGAAAGGGCUGCUGCCUCGAGAGGAUGUCCUUCGCACUCGAUGCAAAUACUUCGAGCUCGUUGGUCCCACCGGGGUGCUGAAAGAAAACACGGCCCCGGUUCAGGGCAUCUUCAACCCGAACCGGUCCCCCGAUGAUUUCCCUGGUAUUGGUGCCGGCGCAGCAGCGAACAACAGCCGUCCCGGUGGCGAGAGUGCGGCGGCCUUUGUCGACUUGGCUAUCGAAGCACACUACAAGGAUUGGUAUGCCGAGGAUCUCUGCCGGCAUCCCGUCCUGCGGGACUUUGUCGCCAAGUUCACCGGUUGGAAUGAACAUACACUGGGUCUCAGGAGGACAUUGCUCAGAAACAAUGUCCCGCGGACCAAGCCCAUCGGGGUGCACUACGACCAGAUCUUUCUGCGAUACGGUGAGCCGACGAGUGUGACCGCUUGGGUGCCAAUUGGAGACGUCGGCGUCACGGGUGGUGGAUUGAUCUAUCUCGAAGAUGGUAUUCUCCUCUCCCCUGGUCUGUUUGAUGAACGUAUUCUGCUUCUAAUAUAUCGUAUAGGAGACGCUGUCGGCCGUGAAAUAGAACAGGACUUUGCCAAGAAGGCCCGAGAAGCCGGCCUCACUGAAGAAGAGGCAAGGAACGCUUUCAACCAGAACAUGAUGUCCACCGGAUUCCUGUCGGAGAACCCGCUCGAGUUUGCAAGGCAUCAUGGCCGGCGGUGGCUGGUGUCAGACUAUGAAGCCGGCGAUGUCGUUCUUCACAAGCCGCAUGCCAUCCAUGCGUCCACCAUCAACAACGAUCCGAACAGUGUUAUUCGGUUGGCGACGGACUUGAGGUUUGUAGAUUCCUCGAAGCCAUAUGACACGAGAUGGACGAACCACUACAGGUUCGGGGAUGGGGUUUGA